AUGUCGUUCAUCGCCGUGAUGAGCGCGGCAGCUGCGGCUCCCGGCGGUUGCUUUGGAGAGCUUCCCGGUGACGGAAACGGCGGCGGAGGAUACGGCGGUGGCGGCCAUGGAGGUUCCGGAGGCGGCAGUGUCAUCCCCGGCCGACUCGUUGGCGUCGGCUCCCUGCCAGGCACCGGCGGAAGCGGCCACGGAGGCGCUGGGGGCUACGGCGGCAGAGGCGGAGGCGGCCACGGAGGCUCGAGCGGGGCCAGCGUCGUCCAGGCUCAGUUGGUGGGCGUCGGCAGCCUUCCCGGAGGAGGCGACGGCGGGUACGGCGGCAACAGCAUCGGCAACGGCGGCGGCGGCGGCUGUAAUACCCAAGAUAUCCGACUCAAGAUUGCAUUGGCAUUAGUCGCUCCGAGCCGAACAUCAGUCAUCGAUGUUCAAAACCUAUUAAUUCCUCCAGAAUCUAUCAUGAAGCACAGCGGAACGAAUUGUUCAGCGGAAAUUUACUCCAAAGUUUCCUGUUCAUCGCAAAAGAUGCAGAUAAAUGGUAACUGGCAUCGCUCUGGACAGGACAGUGCCAGUAUAAAAGGCUCAGCGAAUCAAGAAGCAAUUGCACUGGCGUUCGUAGCCACCAUGAGCGUGGCAGCGGCUGCUCCUGGCGGUUGCUGUGGAGGAGGUGGAGGUGUUGGCACCCUUUCCAGCGGUGGAGGCGGUGGAGGUGGAUAUAGCGGCGGAGGCGGUGGAGGUGGAUAUAGCGGUGGAGGCGGUGGAGGUGGAUAUGGGGGAGGCGGCUCCAGAGGCGGCAGCGUGGUCAGGGCUCAGCUGGUUGGCGUCGGCUCCCUUCCAAGGUCGUUAGUCCAGGUUAAAGUUGAGUUCAAACUGGGCUAUAAAUACGACCUUAUUGCUAUAUGUGCACAACAGACACAGGCUUCCCUCGGGGAUUUCAAUGAAACGUAG
Penaeus chinensis is the source of this 942-nucleotide messenger RNA. Its product is annotated as glycine-rich cell wall structural protein 1.0-like. NCBI's taxonomy places the organism in Eukaryota, Metazoa, Arthropoda, Malacostraca, Decapoda, Penaeidae. The record is from RefSeq and is a predicted model, not a curated record. The coding region runs from base 1 to 942 and encodes 313 amino acids. The transcript is spliced from 9 exons.